Messenger RNA from Ilex paraguariensis (yerba mate), 1617 nucleotides. Lineage: Eukaryota; Viridiplantae; Streptophyta; Magnoliopsida; Aquifoliales; Aquifoliaceae. The record is from the annotation of a GenBank genome assembly.
AUGCCGCUGAAUUUGGCGGCAUUCAUUGGUGUUGUUCUGUUUGCCAUUGUUGGUGCUGAGGAUCCGUACAGAAGGUGGAACUGGAAUGUUACUUACGGAUUCAUUUACCCUCUCGGCAUUCGCCAACAGGGGAUUCUCAUCAAUGGCCAAUUCCCUGGUCCUGAUAUUUAUUCCGUCACCAAUGACAAUCUCAUUAUCAAUGUGUUUAACAGCUUAGACGAGCCAUUUCUCAUCUCCUGGAAUGGCAUACAAAAUAGGAGGAAUUCGUUUGAAGAUGGAGUUUAUGGGACAACAUGUCCCAUACCUCCAGGAAGGAACUUCACCUACAUUCUUCAAGUGAAGGAUCAAAUUGGAAGCUUUUACUACUAUCCUUCUCUUGCAUUCCACAAGGCUGCUGGUGGUUUUGGAGGUAUCAGGAUCCUUAGCCGGCCAUUGAUCCCUGUCCCCUUCCCUGAUCCUGCAGACGAUUACACUGUGCUCAUUGGAGACUGGUACACGUCUAAUCACACGGAUUUGAAGGCACUUCUUGACCGUGGUAAGAAGCUACAUUUUCCUGAUGGAAUUCUUAUCAAUGGACGUGGGCCCAAUGGUACCUCUUUCACUGUUGAUCAAGGAAAAACUUACAGGCUUAGAGUAUCAAAUGUUGGAUUGCAAAACUCGCUCAACUUCCGUGUUCAGGGUCACAAAUUGAAGUUGGUAGAAGUGGAAGGAACACACACACUCCAAAUUAGCUACUCCUCAUUCGAUAUUCAUGUUGGCCAAUCCUACUCCUUCCUAUUAACAGCAGAUCAACCAGCUCAGAACUACCUCAUUGUUGUGAGCUCGCGUUUCACCACCCCGAUCCUCACAACCACUGGCGUUCUUCGUUACAACAACGGUGGUGGCUCAUUUUCUAAUCUACCUACUGGUGGUCCGACAAUCCAAGUUGACUGGUCACUAAACCAAGCCCGUUCUAUCAGGACGAAUCUUACAGCAAGUGGACCAAGGCCUAAUCCACAAGGUUCAUACCAUUAUGGUAUGAUAAACACCACCAGGACUAUCAGGCUUGCCAACUCUGCUGGUCUCAUCAACGGCAAACAGAGAUAUGCAGUAAACAGUGUGUCUUUUGUGGCAGCUGAUACUCCUCUAAAGCUUGCAGACUACUUUCAGAUUGGUGGUGUUUUUCGUGUUGGAAGUAUAUCUGAUGCCCCUACGGGUGGAGGGAUGUACCUUGACACGUCCGUAAUGAAUGCUGACUACAGAGCAUUCAUUGAAAUAGUAUUUGAAAACCCGGAGAAUAUCAUGCAAAGUUGGCAUCUCAAUGGCUACCAAUUCUGGGUGGUAGGAAUGGAUGGAGGGCAAUGGACUCAGGCCAGUAGGAACGAGUACAAUCUCCGAGAUGCGGUUGCACGGAGCACUAUUCAGGUAUACCCCAAAUCAUGGACUGCUAUUUAUAUAGCACUUGAUAAUGUGGGAAUGUGGAAUUUGAGAACCGAGUUUUGGGCGAGACAGUACCUUGGACAGCAGUUUUACCUGCGUGUUUACACAAAAUCAACUUCAAUCAGGGAUGAAUACCCCAUUCCAAAGAAUGCACUUCUCUGUGGCAGGGCGAGCGGCCGGCACACACGACCCCUCUAA